UAUUGCUCAGACCCCGCAACCAAAAGUGACACCUCAUCAUCAGUUCCCUAUCGGCAAUCGGAAUGAGUCUCACAGCUCCAUCAGAGAGCACACCGCUGGCCCAACUUUUCUCCCUCGAGGGCAAGGUAUGUUUGGUUACCGGAGGUAACAGGGGAAUUGGGCUUGCCGUGUGUCAAGGCUACGCGGAGGCCGGGGCUGCUGGAAUCGCAAUCAUACACUCUUCCGAAGCAACGGCAAGGCUGGCAAGCGAACGUGCGACUGAAAUUCAGCAAAAGCAUCCGAAAACGAUCGUCAGAACCUAUCGGGCGAACGUGGCCGUCUCCAAAGAUAUAGAAGAGGCUACGAAACAAGCCUUCUCUGAUUUCGGUCGAUUGGAUGUGGUGGUCGCCAAUGCCGGGGUUUACACAGAAACUCCAACGUUGGAAAUGUCAUCAGAGGAGGCAGAGUAUGUUACAGGGGUUAACUACUUUGGCCCCCUCUACACCGCCCAGGCCGCUGCAAGGGUCUUCAAGGAAAAUGGCGGAGGGAAGAUAAUCAUGACAGCCUCCAUAAAUGGACAUAUGGUUCUUCGACCCCAGUACGAAUCAAUUUAUUGUGCCACCAAGGCAGCUGUAUGCCAUUUGACUCGAGCACUCGCCGUAGAGUUCGCCCAAUGGAAUAUUCAGGUCAAUGCAAUCAGCCCUGGUUACAUUGACACGGAAAUGACAACUGAGCUUGUAAAUGAGAAACCCGAGCUCAUAAAGGCCUGGAUGGUGGAUUGCCCGGCGGGGCGGUUAUGUAAAGUGUGGGAACUCAAAGGUGUAUACGUAUUUCUGGCAAGUGGAGCGAGUUCCUACGUGACCGGGGCGGAUUAUGUGGUUGACGGGGGGCACACCUGCCAUUGAUAGUGUACUAGCUACGCUCCUACACGGCCCAAAGCCAAGCACCUCGUUGUGCAGGAUUGCGGCGUUGGGGGCGGGGGGCUCUUUGAGACAACGAGUGACAAAAUAUGAUUUGUGCUUUUAUUCAAGCGAUGUGGGGUCGGAAGUUUAUAUAUCUCAGUCAAUCGAGAAAUCGUGUUUUACGAAACA
Tuber melanosporum (Perigord truffle) is the source of this 1070-nucleotide messenger RNA. RefSeq lists its product as uncharacterized. The transcript is spliced from 7 exons. Gene Ontology annotation, molecular function: oxidoreductase activity, acting on NAD(P)H, oxygen as acceptor. The record is from RefSeq and is a predicted model, not a curated record. NCBI's taxonomy places the organism in Eukaryota, Fungi, Ascomycota, Pezizomycetes, Pezizales, Tuberaceae. Gene Ontology annotation, cellular component: intracellular anatomical structure. The coding region runs from base 63 to 884 and encodes 273 amino acids.